AUGAGCGAUGAGUGGAGUAAAAGGUUAACAGAGCAGCCUGGGCCUGUCCCCAACCUGAGCCAGGCUGCUAAAGCUGCGUCGCCUGAAAAAGCAGUGGGAAGCACCUUGAAAAGCCAGGCCUCAGAAAGUGGGAGCAGUGACUCGUCUGACAGUGAAGAGGAGUCCCCUGCAGCACAGAUACAGCCUCUGCCAGCUGUGAAAACCAAUGCUGUGCCCCAGCUGACAAAUGUGAAGAAGGCACCAGCUGUGGCAGCAGCACCAGUGCCAGCCCCUCCAGCUGUGGAGAGCAGUGAUGAUUCCAGUGAGACCUCAGAUUCGGAAGAAGAAAUAGUCCCUUCUUCACAGAGUCUGUCCCAGCAGAACGUCAAAGCAACCAAUGUUUUGAGCUCAGUGGCUGCCAAGGCUAAUGCCACAGCGCCUCUGGGGAAGGGGAUAAAAGUGCCUGCUGUCCCUCCGGUUAGCAGAGUGUCUGAGAGCUCGAGUAGCGAUUCCUCUGAGCAGGACAUGCUGGCAGGAGAGGCCCACACUCCUCCAUCCCUAAAGCAAACGGUUCCUCUGGGAAAAGCUCCUCCAGCUGACGCUGCCACCCCGCAGGCUGCUUCACUCCUGGGAAGUCUCACAGCCAAGUCGAGGAAGCCAGGCCUGCAGCCAUCACAGGACACUCGGCUGAGCCAGGCUGUGCUGCCCACACAGCCAGAGGAGACCUCGGACAGUAGCAGUUCCUCAGACAGUGACGAGGAGGAGACGCCGCCCAAGCAGCCCCCCAAACCUGGUUUGCUGCAGAAACCAGGAGUGACCCAGCCAGCCCACAGCUCCUCCUCAGAGUCCAGUGAAGAGGAGGAGGCCACAGCAUCACAGUCCCUCCUUACAGGCCAUCUGGGCAUCUCCAAGACCCCAGCAGCACCUGAGGCACCAAAGACGGUUCCCCCUCAGCCUGUAGGCAAAGUGGGGCAAGGGAAAGCAGCCGUGACUGCUGCAAACUCCCUCGCCAAGGCCCCUGUGAAAGCAGCCCCAGCUGACAGCUCCAGCAGUGACAGCAGUGACUCUGACACAGACAUCGACCAGGUGGCUGCAAACCACAAAGCAGAAAAUACCCCCCCUCCAGGGCAGGAAGUCACAGGAGCCUCCAACAAAGAGAAGGUGGCAGGAAAAUCGGAGCCAGAUCAUGCCAGCCUCAAACCUUCCCCAGUGAAGAAAGCUCUGGCUGUGAAGGAGAAUGAUGUUGGGACAAAAGGGGUGCAAGUGACCCCAGUGUCAUGUGCACCAUCCUCCAUCCCACAGUCAGAGGACUUGAGCUCGGAGAGUGAAGCCGAGGUCACCGCUGCUGCCAAAGUUCCUGCAGUGAAAACACUGGAUGGGUUGGAAGAGAAGAAGAAGAAGAAGAAAAAGGAGAAAAAAGAGAAGAAGGAAAAGAAGAAAUCUUCCUCCGUGGCAGACAAGGCUGUGAAAACAUCUAAGAGCAAAGACAAAGAGAAUAAGAAGCAGAAAACAUCUCAGAAGCGGAAACUGCCAGGAGAGGAUGGAGCUGUUGGGCAGCCCAAGGAGAAGAAGCGGAAAGGGCAAACUAAUGAAGAAGUACCCAAAAAGAAAAAGAAGAAAGCACUUGGUGACCUGGAGAAGUUGCCAGGCAGCAAGGAAAAGAAAAAAACAGCUAAAAAAAAAAAGUCUGGAAAAGAAAAGAAGAAGAGCAAAAAGGUGUCUUCAGAAGGGGGCCCUACAGUAGAUGGCUCUGUUGAGCCUCACAAGAAGAAGAAGAAGAAGAAGAAAACAGCUGAGCCUGAAGGAUUGUGA
Antrostomus carolinensis (chuck-will's-widow) is the source of this 1791-nucleotide messenger RNA. Its product is annotated as treacle protein-like. Gene Ontology annotation, molecular function: scaffold protein binding; RNA binding. The record is from RefSeq and is a predicted model, not a curated record. The transcript is spliced from 10 exons. Gene Ontology annotation, cellular component: nucleolus. Gene Ontology annotation, biological process: nucleolar large rRNA transcription by RNA polymerase I. NCBI's taxonomy places the organism in Eukaryota, Metazoa, Chordata, Aves, Caprimulgiformes, Caprimulgidae. The coding region runs from base 1 to 1791 and encodes 596 amino acids.